AUGAUGUCUUGGCUAAAAUCUGCGUCUUUCGGCGGUGAAGAUGUAUUUGAUGAGAAUGCGGACGAACUUCAUUUACAAAGUAAAGAAUGGACAUCCAACAUGAAGAAACGCAUCAAGGAUGGCUAUGUGGACGGAGUCAGUGCUGGAGAGGAGGCCUCGCUACAGGUGGGAUUUAACCAGGGCUUCAGAGAAGGAGCAGCUCAAACUGUGGCUGUGGGUCGCCUCAAAGGGAUUGUCAGCGCUGUAUGGUGCUGGUGCCAGAUCCAACAUCCAGAAAAGCCUGUCCCAGCCGGUGUCAUCGACCUUUUGCAACUAGUAACGCAACACGAAGAAGGAAUCAUAGACGGCAUUAGGAAAGCACUGGAGAAUCCUCCUCCUAGUGUGAGCGACGUCUCUGAGAGCAUGGAGGAUCUGGAGGUAAAGCAGCCCGGUCUGGGCUGCGGCGGAACAGGCUGUGAAGACACGGACUGCUGCAGGAGCGAACAAAAAAUGGACUUGGAGAGUUCUCACCAUCAGCACAAUCUAAGCUCUGAGCCCAGUGGUUUCCCCUCCAGGUCACACGAGGGUCUGGACCUGCUUGUGCGGCGCUGCAUGGAUCUGGUUUCUGAGCUGGGACUUCCACAAGAACUGAUCCAUCACAUAGAGGAGCUGAGGAACUCAUAGCAGUUAAUGUCAUAAGAACCAAUACUUGAUGUGAUCUAGACAGGUUUUAAAGAUUUAUUUGAUGUGCAUAGUGUAAAUAAUUUGUAUUUGCAAU
Messenger RNA from Cyprinodon variegatus (sheepshead minnow), 757 nucleotides. It is a transcript of the gene otulina, whose product is annotated as Yae1 domain containing 1. The coding region runs from base 1 to 663 and encodes 220 amino acids. The record is from RefSeq and is a predicted model, not a curated record. NCBI's taxonomy places the organism in Eukaryota, Metazoa, Chordata, Actinopteri, Cyprinodontiformes, Cyprinodontidae. The transcript has 3 exons.